This is a messenger RNA of Rodentolepis nana, 357 nucleotides long. Lineage: Eukaryota; Metazoa; Platyhelminthes; Cestoda; Cyclophyllidea; Hymenolepididae. The record is from the annotation of a GenBank genome assembly.
GGAAAUGGAGAAGACCCACCUGAUGUGAAACCUACAGGAGGAAAUGGAGAAGACCCAUCUGAUUCUCUACAGGAGAAAAUGGAGAAGACCCACCUGAUUCGGUGUUCAAAGGAGGAAAUGGAGAAGACCCACCUGAUUCGGUGUCUAGCUGAGGAAAUGAAACCCACAUGCCCCCUAUGUAACCUACAGGAGGAAAUGGCCCCCCCUGAUUCGGUGUCCAGCCCUAAAGACAACGAUAGGAAAAGCCAGAGAUACUGGGAAGCAAGAAGACAGCUACUCCGGAAAGCCAGAGAUACUGGGAAGCAAGAAGACAGCUACAGGAAAGCCAAAGAUACUGGGAAGCAAGAAGACUGCUAA